UUUUAAAUCACUACAGACAGCGAUCAGAAUCAGACUGAGGUGUGUGUGCUGGUCUCGAGGCAGAGUGAGCGGCUAGCAUUAGCGGCUAACACACACACACAGAGCUGCUGUGGAACACUCACGCACCCGCGCAGUCCGCUGUGAAACACACACACACACACACACACAGCGGCGUCAGACCAGGGCUAGAGCGGCUCGGGCGUGUGUUGAGCACAGAACAGAGCGAAGAUGAUCAAGCUGUUCUCUCUGAAGCAGCAGAAGAAGGACGAGGAGUCCGCGGGAGGAGCGCGAGCCGGAGCCGGCGGGAAGAAGGCGAGCGCGGCCCAGCUGCGGAUACAGAAGGACAUCAAUGAGCUGAACCUGCCAAAGACGUGUGAGAUGGUGUUCCCCGACCCAGACGACCUGCUCAACUUCAAGCUCAUCAUCUCCCCGGACGAGGGUUUCUAUAAAGGUGGGAAAUUUGUCUUCAGUUUUAAGGUAGGACAGGGAUACCCUCACGACCCUCCUAAAGUAAAAUGUGAAACCAUGGUCUAUCACCCCAACAUUGACCUCGAAGGCAACGUCUGUCUAAAUAUCUUGAGAGAAGACUGGAAGCCAGUGUUGACGAUUAACUCCAUCAUAUACGGACUACAGUAUCUGUUCCUGGAGCCCAACCCUGAGGACCCCCUGAACAAGGAGGCGGCGGAGGUGCUGCAGACCAACCGGCGGCUCUUCGAGCAGAACGUCCAGCGCUCGCUGCGCGGCGGAUACGUGGGCGCCACCUACUUCGAGCGCUGUCUCAAAUAGUCCUUGCCGCCGGCCCUCACAUCCCAGAAUGCAUUUAUCGUUUACAUGCGCUGAGACGCACUGACCGACACACUGACCGCACACAGAAGGGGGGAAGGCCGGUCAGUGACUGUUGCUCAGAGAAUCCAGUCGUAUUUCGCCACUAUGCUGGUACCCACUGUUUAUUUUUGCUGAGAUUCACAUGCUAACUUAUCCUCCCACUCACAGAGAGCCAGACAGAUCAUUACACUUGUAUUCAUUACCCAGGCUUGAGGACCCCAUUCUUCUGGGCUUCGGCCAAACUGCCUUGAGUCGCACGUAUUCAACUAGUCACUCAUUUUUACGUUCGCCAAAUAAGACGCGUGUAGCGUCGCCUUCGACCAAUUCUGAUAGUGCUGACACACUGAUCCCCGUUGAAGCUAGAGAGCGGCUAACCCGAGGUCCACCGGAUCCGUCUGCUCAUUGGGCUGUUGUGAGUUUGGGAGACUUAUGAUGUUUUGCUGUAGUUUUCCUGGUUGGGAAUGGGUGGGAUGGGAUUUUCGACGUAGGGUUAGGAAGGGUUGCGUACAAUGUUACAAUUCUGUUGUGUAUAUUGAAAUCCCAGUUGUUCACGAUGACUGCAAUAUGAAUUAUGUUAAAUAAAAUAUUGACUUGAAUGCCUACAUUUUAAGAUUAGUGUAAACUGCAACAGCAGAUUGUCUUUAAAAAAAAAAAAAGCAGCAACAAUAAAAUGUUUUAUCUGACCUGGA
Molecule: messenger RNA, 1514 nt
Organism: Cyprinus carpio (common carp)
Lineage: Eukaryota; Metazoa; Chordata; Actinopteri; Cypriniformes; Cyprinidae
Gene: ube2m
Product: ubiquitin conjugating enzyme E2 M
Source: RefSeq, a predicted model, not a curated record